Ambispora leptoticha is the source of this 1575-nucleotide messenger RNA. The record is from the annotation of a GenBank genome assembly. Lineage: Eukaryota; Fungi; Glomeromycota; Glomeromycetes; Archaeosporales; Ambisporaceae.
AUGGAAUACUCGAGUAUGCAAAAACACACAAGUAUACCGGAUCCAAUUGAUACGCCUUCCUUCUUGGAGACAGACCCAUACGGGAAUCAAACAAACAAAGCAUUCACUUCACCCAUGCCGACAACACCAAUGGGAACACCAAAACGAUUCUAUAAAAAGCCAUCAAAGCCACGUGAUUUUGCUCACAGCGCAAAGAAGCGUCAGUCAGUUUUAGCGCUUGGAAGUAUCACUCAUCUACAACAUUUUUAUGCUAAACGAGGGAUCAUUAUUAAACCAAAAAAACCAAAAAAUGCUGAAGGUGGAGCUGGCCUAUCGAUUAAUACAAAUCUUACUGAUUUAUUGAAAAUUUCAGAGGAGCCGGACGAUAUUUCAUUUCCUCCGACCCCACUUCCUCCUUCUCCGCCACCAUUACCCGCAUACAUAACCUCGAGACUAGAUGUUGAAACAGAUCCAGAAGUAUUAUUAGCCACUUGUCAUAUAGAAAUACAGGAGAUGCUUGAUGCAUGGAAAAUAAUGAAUAACGGGUCAAGGAAUGACUCUGAUUCCGAUGACGGUUCUACAGUUUCUGGUUUUUCAUCCUCAUCGGCUGCUGUGGAUGUUCUCGAUGUAAUUGCAACCACAACGAAAGCAAUACAAGCAGUUAAAAAUUAUUCAAUGGUAAAAGAGGAUUUAUCUCCUGAAUCAUUAAGUAAGAUUCGAGCUGCUGCACUUGAAGUUUUGGAGAUGAUAAGUGGGCUGGAGAAAAGUUACCGAGAUGACGAUACAGAUGAUAGUAGUAGUGAAGACGGACAUGUUUAUAAAUCAGCGAGUCUAAGAACUUUGGAUCACGAAAGAGUCAUACUGAAAAAAUAUAUUAAAGUUGUAGAGGAAUGCUUACUAUUCGACGACAAGACAAUAUAUCCAAACAUAUCUUAUUUGAGCAGCGCUAAUAGUGGAAUGAGUAGCAAUAAUUCAUCCUCAUUUCAUACCAAUGCUCCGUCAACUGCUUCUACUUCAUCCGCAGCUUCAAUUAUUGAGGAGAAUAAACAAGCACAUCGUCCUUCAAAAUCCAAACAAGCCGCCGAUUACAUACCACUUCCAGAUCCUCGGAACGACAAAACAGAAUUUUUUGCUGCAUUAGCUGAUGGUAAAUUACUAUGCGAGAUAUUUAAUACUGUUGUACGGCGAUCAAAGCGACCUUUUGGGUUUAUUGAUCAUAUACAUGAGGAUACAUCGCGGACUUAUCGGGCUACAGAGAAUUUGAAAUUUUUUGCAGCUGCAUGCAGAUUUCGAUUUGAUAUCAAAUUUGAAGAAUUUAAUGCUCCUGAAAUAGUGAAACUGACUGAAACGGGGAAAGUUCACUUAGAAAAAACACUUGAAAUCUUUUGUGAAAAAGCAAUGGACGAACUCAUAGCAACAGGCGCGUACCGAGCAUCGCCACUAUCACGAGUCCCGUCAAUAUAUUUAUCCGACUCGGCUGCAUCUUCACAGUGUCAAUUGAAUAGCACCAGUGAUGGAACAACACCCCCACCUUAUAGCGAGGCGGAAUUGACACAAGCAUUUGCUAAGGCUUCUUUAUCGAGCCAGGAUAAUUAA